UCAUGGAAACAAAACAAUACAAGGAAAAAAUCAGACAACUUCUAGAUCCCACAAUUUACAAGAAACUGAAACAAGACCCCACUAACAAAAUCACCAGAAAAACGAACACUCUAAUCAAGAACUCCUCCAUUAACUUUGACAUACGCCAACAGCUGUGCAAAUCAGAAGCCCUCCCACCCAGGCUUUACGGACUCCCCAAAAUCCACAAGGACUCCAUCCCACUCAGACCCAUUGUAAGUGCCAUUGGAUCGCCGACUUACAACCUGGCAAAAUUUCUGGCUACACAGCUACAAACCCACAUUGGGCUCACUGCACAUUAUAUCAAGGACUCUACACACUUUAUAGAAAAGAUCAGCAACCUCAAUCUAAGCACCAAGGACAUCCUGAUCAGCUUUGAUGUGGUGUCCCUUUUUACCAAAGUCCCAGUAGCUGACACCCUCACACUAAUCAAACAAAACUUCCCAGAAGACAUCACAGCCCUGUUUCACCAUUGCCUCACCACUAGCUACUUUCAGUGGGACACUGGAUUCUAUGAACAGAAGGAUGGAGUGGCCAUGGGGAGCCCUCUCAGCCCAGUAGUAGCAAAUUUCUAUAUGGAAUACUUUGAAAAACAGGCCCUAGAAACAGCACCAAAAAAGCCAACUGUUUGGUUCAGAUACGUAGAUGACACCUUCACAAUUUGGAGCCAUGGAGAGGAAGAACUCAGCAAGUUCCUGGACCAUCUUAACAGCAUCCACCCAAACAUCCAAUUCACCAUGGAAAAAGAAAAGGAAGGAAAACUGCCAUUUCUAGAUGUUCUGGUCAUCCGCAAACCCAAUCAACAAUUGGGCCACACAGUUUACAGAAAACCUACACACACAGAUAGAUACCUUCAUAAAAACUCCAACCAUCACCCAAGUCAAAAAAGGAGCACAAUCAAAGCCCUGACAGACCGUGCACAAAGAAUCUGCGAACCUCACCUCCUCCAAGGUGAACUCAACCACCUAAACUGGGCUCUACAGGCCAAUGGAUACUCCACCACAGACAUCAGAAGAGCUGCAAGGCCAAGAACAAGCCAUGAGAGUCAAGACAAAGAUCCACCCAGAGGAAAGGUGUUCUUACCAUACAUCAAGGGAACUACUGACCGCAUAGGGAAGCUGAUGAAGAAGCACAACCUACAAACUAUCUACAGACCCACGAAGAAAAUCCAACAAAUGCUACGGUCAGCGAAGGACAAGAGGGAUCCUCUCUCUUCUGCAGGAGUCUACCGGAUACCAUGCAGCUGUGGACAAGUCUACAUAGGGACCACCAAACGCAGCGCCCAAACAAGAGUCAAAGAACAUGAAAGGCACUGCAGACUAAUUCAACCAGAGAAAUCAGCCAUAGCAGAGCAUUUGAUGAACCAGCCUGGACACAGGAUACUAUUUGAGAACACAAAAAUGCUGGACCAUUCCAACAACUAUCAUGUCAGACUACACAGAGAAGCCAUUGAAAUCCACAAGCAUGUGGACAACUUUAACAGAAAGGAAGAAACCAUGAAAAUGAACAAAAUCUGGCUACCAGUAUUACAAAACUCCAAAAUCAAAACAGUAGAUGGGAACCAACACAAUGAAGGCUUGACUGAACAAAGGAUGCCCCCAGGCAAGGGACAAAACAUCUCCAAUGCUAAUUAGGGUGAUUAACCGAAACAUUAAUGCUGGCUCCCAGUGACAAAGGACUCUUGCCACACCUUGGACACAGAUAUAUAUUCUUUCCUUUCCUUACUUAGUUUAUCCAUACCUCACAACCUCUGAGGAUGCCUGCCAUAGAUGUGGGCGAAACGUCAGGAGAGAAUGCUUCUGGAACAUGGCCACACAGCCCGAAAGACAUACAACAACCCUAAA
Molecule: messenger RNA, 1862 nt
Organism: Anolis carolinensis (green anole)
Lineage: Eukaryota; Metazoa; Chordata; Lepidosauria; Squamata; Anolidae
Exons: 1
Coding region: 3-1652 (549 amino acids)
Source: RefSeq, a predicted model, not a curated record